CCCGCAUCACACGCUCACGAUGUCUUACAAGUUCGAGACCAAGGACAUGAUCUACAAGAACCUCGGCAACACCGGCCUCAAGGUGUCUGCCUUCUCGUACGGCGGCUGGCUCACGGUCGGUGGGACCGUCAAGGGAGACCCUGUCAAGGACCUGAUCAAGGAGGCGCUCGACCACGGUGUCAACUUCUUCGACACGGCGGAAAUCUACAGCAAUGGACAGUCGGAGAUCGAGAUGGGCCGCGUCUUCAAGGAGCUCGACGUCGACCGCUCGCAGCUCGUCGUCUCGACCAAGAUCUUCUUUGGGACGGGAAAGAGCGACCCGAACCAGAAGGGUCUGUCGCGCAAGCACAUCAUCGAGGGCACCAAGGCGUCCUUGAAGCGCCUGCAGCUCGACUACGUCGACAUCGUCUUCGCGCACCGUCACGACGCCGCCACGCCCAUGGAGGAGAUCGUUCGCGGGUUCAACUACCUCCUCGAUAAGGGCUUUGCGUUUGCUUGGGGCACCAGCGAGUGGACGGCGCAGCAGAUCCAGGAUGCCAUCGGCAUCGCCGACCGCCUUGGGCUCGUCGGCCCGUGCGUCGAGCAGCCGCAGUACUCGAUCUUCCACCGCGAGAAGUUCGAGGUCGAGUUCAAGCCGCUCUUCGACAAGUACAAGUACGGCACGACGAUCUGGUCGCCUCUUGCCGGCGGCGAGCUGUCGGGCAAGUACCUGAACGGCAUCCCGGAGAACUCGCGCUACAAGACCAACCCGGAGUAUUACGAGCAGAAGAUCAAGGAGCUCGAGUCGCCCGAGGGCAAGAAGCGCCAGGACAAGAUCCGCCAGCUCGGCGAGAUCUCGAAGCGCCUCGGCGGGACGGGCCCGGCCGCGCUCGCGCUCGCGUGGGCCGCCAGCAACCCCAACGUGUCGUCCGUCAUCCUUGGCGCCACCAAGCCCGAGCAGCUCAAGGAGAACUUUGAGGCGCUCAAGCUCAUCCCCAAGGUCACCGACGAGGUCCGCAAGGAGAUCGACGACCUGUUCGAGAACGCGCCGACCCCGCUCCCGACCUACGGCCGCGAGUUCAUCUAAACAUGCUCGUGGUCGACGCCGGCUCGAGAACCCUUGAAAUCAAAAGCAGUCGCUGUUCCCUCCUCUGCC
This is a messenger RNA of Rhodotorula graminis WP1, 1135 nucleotides long. RefSeq lists its product as uncharacterized. The record is from RefSeq and is a predicted model, not a curated record. The transcript is spliced from 8 exons. NCBI's taxonomy places the organism in Eukaryota, Fungi, Basidiomycota, Microbotryomycetes, Sporidiobolales, Sporidiobolaceae. The coding region runs from base 20 to 1066 and encodes 348 amino acids.